AGUUAUUUUAACUAGUCUUGAAAAACUAGACCAAUCUGUCUGCAGAAAAAACAAGAUAGGAAUACGAAUACCAAAUCAUAGUUUUAUAACAGAUUUAGUAUCUAAAGUUCAAAAGCCUUUAGCACUUACCAGUGCAAAUCUUAGUAACCAACCCAGUACUGUCAGUCCACUUCAAUUUAAAAAUAUUUGGGAUAAGAUUGCUGGAAUAUUUGAUGGAGGUAUCACAAGUAAUGAUCAAAGUGGCUCCACAAUAAUUGACCUAUCUCACCCAGGAUUAUAUCAAAUUGUAAGAAAAGGUGUUGCCUAUGAAGCCAGCACUAAUAUUUUAAAGAAAUUUGGUCUGAAACCACAAUAUGAACAAAUUAUUAAAGAGUGUACGGUCGGCAUCUAAUAAAAAAGAUGAGCUCAUUAAACAAUCUAUAACAACUAAUUUAUCAAAUACAGUAAAAGAAAUACAAUAUGCUGGAGUUGAAGAGGGUAAAGGAAAUAAAAUUAGUGAUCUUUCUGAUGCUUCCACUCAACUCUGUACCACAAUUGAAGCUAUGUUUCUGCAUGGCUUAAAAGACUCCUUAACUCAUAGAUUUAAAAGAGUUUUAGCUGAUGUUGAUGAAAAACCUGAGCCAAAUUUUUGGCCUCCAUUACUGGUUAUUUCACACAGACAGAUUAUAGAUCAGAUUUUAAACUUGUCACAAGUAUCAACUGAAGUAGGUCACUGUAGGGCGUGGGUACGUUUAGUACUAAAUGACUGCUUACUUUCUUCAUAUUUGAUGACAAUUCGCCAAGAUUUUUCUGCAUUGAAGUCAUUUUAUACCACAAAUGCCUUUUUACGGGACAGUGAACUUUUAGAAGUUGCCCAAAGGCUUAUAGAAGGAGUUGAGGCCUUUAAAACCUUUACAUUACAUAGCAAUUCUAGUCUUCUUAAUACAUGGCCUUUACAGAGCCUUAUAUUAUCUGGAAUAUGGGCUCCCACUCUUAAAAAUUGCCCUGUGGCCCCCUGUGAUGAUGUAGCCAUGACCAUAGAUGAUAACUCUAAGGAACCUUGGUUAAAUAACCAUGAAGAAAGUUCAGAAACAGCUUCACUAAGUUCAGCCAUGUCCUUUGGAUCACAAGUUUCUGGUUUGAAGCAUGUGGUAUCUUUAUCUGAGGAUGAAGUUUUGAAAAUUAUUUUAGGAAAAAAUAAAGAUAAUAAAGAGGCUGAGUUACCAUGUUCAUCUUCAUAUGGUAGCUCAGAUUUAGAACAUAAUCAAAUCACUGUUGAAGACAACAUAAAUCAUAACGUUGGAAAUUCUAUAAACAGGGCUGGAUGGUCAUUUGAUGGGCAAGAAGAGAAGCAAGACGAAAAAAGUGAGGAAAAUGUAGAAGUUCCAACUAAAGAUGUGAAAUCAAUGGAAACUAGCUUUACAGACCUUAUAGAAAGUUAUAACAUAUUGAGUGGAGCUUACAUCAAAACACCAGAUAUAAGAGAAGUAUGGCAAAAAUUUGAAGACAGGAGGACAGAAGAUUCUACAUCAGCCAUCACUAAUAAUAAAGAAGAAGUUGUGCCGUCAGUGUCAAACCUGAGCCCUGUUAAAACCGAAUCAAUGUCUUUGGCAGUGCAAGUAGGAAAAAUAGCCAAUGAGAAAGGACUUGAUAUCCAAAACUUUCAAUGUGCAGAUUGUAAACAACCUCUAAAUAUAGAACAUAAACCAAAUGUAUGCAAUUAUACAGGAGAUUAUUUCUGCAUAUCUUGCAUACAUGAUGAGAAAAUAUCAAUUCCAGCGCGUAUCAUUCAUAAUUGGGAUUUCCAGAAGUAUUCUGUGUCUAAGAAGAGCUUUAAUUACAUAAAUGAAAUUAAAGAGCAUCCUGUAAUUGAUUUUAAGGUAUUAAAUCCCUACAUCUACGGAGCUGUUGAAGAAAUGGCAGAACUACAAGUGUUAAGAAACCAAUUAAAUUAUUUGAGAGCUUAUUUGUAUACAUGUCGAGAACCAGUUAUUGAACAACUUCAAAAGCAAAUGUGGCCUAGGGAGUAUAUGUAUGAACAUAUACAUCAGUACUCUAUAUCAGACUUGCACGAAAUUCAGAAUAACGUUUUGGCUCAAGAACUAGAAAGGGUGGUUCAUUUUGGAAAAAAUCAUGUUUUUAAUUGUUGGUUGUGUAGACAGAAAGGAUUUGUUUGUGAGGUGUGCAAUAAAUCCAAAGCUUUAUUUCCUUUUGAUGUUGAAAAUGUUUAUAAAUGUGAUAUAUGUAACGCAGUUUAUCAUAAGAACUGUCUUAAUUCUUCAAAACCUUGUCCGAAAUGCGAGAGAAGAAAGAAGAGAGAGAUUCUACCACUUCUUGGUGCUAUUACACUUGAAUGAUAUAAACUUUUGUGCUAAUGACAAAUCUUACUUAUAUCUCAAUGCCAUUUAAGUAUUUGGUUUUUAUUCAUAGCUGUAUCCUAUAUGCCAGACAAGUGUAGUAUGAUUUUUUUUCCUACAAAUUAAUGGAAAUUUCAUAUUCAAAUAUUAAAGUUUUGUAUUUUCAGCCACGAGACAUAUAUAUUAAUUAAUUGUUUAUAUUAAUAAAAAUAUUUUGUUUAUCAA
This is a messenger RNA of Sitophilus oryzae (rice weevil), 2561 nucleotides long. RefSeq lists its product as uncharacterized. The record is from RefSeq and is a predicted model, not a curated record. The coding region runs from base 354 to 2336 and encodes 660 amino acids. NCBI's taxonomy places the organism in Eukaryota, Metazoa, Arthropoda, Insecta, Coleoptera, Curculionidae. The transcript has 7 exons.